This is a messenger RNA of Aspergillus sclerotioniger CBS 115572, 844 nucleotides long. RefSeq lists its product as uncharacterized. Bases 378 to 695 code for a protein of 105 amino acids. The transcript has 2 exons. Lineage: Eukaryota; Fungi; Ascomycota; Eurotiomycetes; Eurotiales; Aspergillaceae. The record is from RefSeq and is a predicted model, not a curated record.
CCGAUGCCCUCUGUACAUACUUCGGAGAUAUGUAUGUUGUAGAUACUAUCAGAAUGACAGGGGGCUGACGGUGGCCACCGUGUACGACCAGGCGACAUGCCACCCAUUUUCAAAAAGAAAACAUCCGUUGUCAAUGCAACAUGCCGGUGCCUUCAGCAUCCGAUCUCACCCUCACCCUCACCCUCACUGCCACUGCCCCCCAUGCACUCACUCCGCCACAAUCCACCAGACACGGACAUUCCAUCUCCUAAUUCCUCCCUCCUGAGGGGGAAAAGGGGACUCAUUUUUUAUAACCCGAGCUCAGCCCUAACCGACUCAAUUGACCUCGAUCCUUCUCAGAAACCAAAACCCACACACUACUUCUUCCGGACUAAACGAUGUCAUCCAAGUCAGCCGGCUCCAAAGAUGCCCAGCAACAACAGCAGAAACCGCAUCUAAGCGCCAACUUUGCCCACCCGCAAUCCCACCAAAUCGACUACGACCAUGAGGUCUACCUCCAUCUAAUGGCAGGCGGGGAUGAGAAGAACAAAACCAAGACACCGAAUCAAGUCUAUCGACAGAAUAUCGUUCGACGACAUACGACUCGCGCGUUGGAUCCGGCCGUGGUGGAUCCCCGCGGCCAGCGGGAUCCCAGUCCCUUGGAUCUGGAAUGGGCGGAGAGCCAGAGGGCCAGAGAUCGCCUCGUGGGCGGUUGACAUCAGACUCGGUCUCGCUACUGGAGACUCCGAAUCAUGUACUAUGGGCAGAAUGGAUACAGACAUCGUAAUAUUCAUGGAACCAACAGUCUCCCCUCCGGGAAUCAGGGAAAAGAGAACUCUCGUGAGAAGAACAAGGCUAGUGCGAC